UUCAGGACAUACCAGGAGUGAGACUGCCUGCCUCCAAAGGCACACAUUGCCCACCACCCCAUCUCUGACCAUGAGGCCACCCUGAGGUGCUGGGCCCUGGGCUUCUACCCUGCGGACAUCACGCUGACCUGGCAGCGGGACGGGGAGGAACAGACCCAGGACACAGAGCUUGUGGAGACCAGGCCUGCAGGGGAUGGAAACUUCCAGAAGUGGGCUGCUGUGGUGGUGCCUUCUGGAGAGGAACAGAGAUACACGUGCCAUGUGCAGCACGAGGGGCUGCCCCAGCCCCUCACCCUGAGAUGGGAGCAGUCUCCCCAGCCCACCAUCCCCAUCGUGGGCAUCGUUGCUGGCCUUGUUGUCCUUGGAGCUGUGGUCACUGGAGCUGUGGUCGCUGCUGUGAUGUGGAGGAAGAAGAGCUCAGAUAGAAACAGAGGGAGCUACUCUCAGGCUGCAGUGUGAGACAGCUUCCUUGUGUGGGACUGAGAAGCAAGAUAUCAAUGUAGCAGAAUU
Pan troglodytes (chimpanzee) is the source of this 510-nucleotide messenger RNA. It is a transcript of the gene PATR-F, whose product is annotated as major histocompatibility complex, class I, F. Gene Ontology annotation, cellular component: external side of plasma membrane. Gene Ontology annotation, molecular function: peptide antigen binding; signaling receptor binding. Gene Ontology annotation, biological process: immune response; antigen processing and presentation of endogenous peptide antigen via MHC class I via ER pathway, TAP-independent; antigen processing and presentation of endogenous peptide antigen via MHC class Ib. Lineage: Eukaryota; Metazoa; Chordata; Mammalia; Primates; Hominidae. The record is from RefSeq and is marked provisional.